AUGAAAUUUAAAUUAGUAGAAUAUUUACAUCUAUUUUUUAUAUUUAAUUUUGAUAUAAAUGCUUUACCAAUCGAUGUCAAAAUAUCUCAGAUAAAUAAUAGUACAUUGAAUCUCAAAGAAAAAGUAAUACUUUCCGAAUAUUCUAAAGAUAAAUUAACAUCAGAUUUAAGUACUUCAUUAAAAAUACCAAAAUUUCAAAUACCAAAAAAUUUUAAUCCAUUACAAAUAGCAAAAAAUUUAAAAGAUUUUGGUAUUCAUAGUUUAAAAGAUGAUAAACAUAUUGAAGGUUUACCAUUGGAUCGUUAUGGACAAGUUAAUCCACAUUUUCAUAAAGAAAUUUUUUUGGGUAAUCAUGAAUUAUUUGACUCGGAUAUUCAACGUGAUGAAAUAAAGUUACAUAAAAAAUUAGAAGAAAUAUUUCAAGAAGCAGAUUCAAAUCAUGAUGAACGUUUAUCAAAAGAUGAAUUACUUAAUCAUGCACUAAGAAAUGUACAACAACAUUUGAAAGAAGCUAAAGAUAAAAAUUCACAAUUAUUUUUAUUAAUCGAUACAAAUCAAGAUGGUAAAAUAACAUGGCAUGAAUAUAUUACAUUAUAUAUUAAAUUUCAUAAUGUAAGUGCAUACAAUAACACAGAUUUCCAUGAUACUAAUUUUAUUCUAGAAUCAACUGAUCUUGAUUUACGACGAGAAGUUUAUAAAAUUCGAUUUCGUUGGACACAAGCUGAUAAUGAUGGAGAUAGUGAACUUAAUAUGGAUGAAUUUCUUGAAUUUCGUCAUCCUGAAAUACUUGGCCGUUCAUAUAAAUAUAUGGUUGAAGAUACUCUAGUACAAAUGGAUCGUAAUGAAGAUAAUAAAAUAAGUGAAGAUGAAUUUUCAUUUUUACCUCAAACUAUAGUUGAAGAUCAAAAUAAGAAAGAAUCGGCAGAAGCAGAUAAACAAUGGUUAGAAGAACAAAAACGAGAAUUUCAUGAAAUGGAUGAAAAUGGGGAUGGUUUUUUGACCAAAGAUGAAUUAUUGCAAGCCUAUAAUCCAAUGAAUCGAGUACAUAUCGAUAUGCAAAUCAAAAAAUUAUUUUCAAAAGUUGAUGAUUCACCAAAAGACAAUUCUUUAUCAUUAAGAGAAAUUAAAAAACAUGCUAAUAUUUUUACUAAUAUGAAUAUGUUAGAUGCCGAUGGAGUAUUACAUGAUGAAACUUAA
Molecule: messenger RNA, 1197 nt
Organism: Rotaria sordida
Lineage: Eukaryota; Metazoa; Rotifera; Eurotatoria; Philodinida; Philodinidae
Source: the annotation of a GenBank genome assembly